Messenger RNA from Calypte anna (Anna's hummingbird), 3062 nucleotides. RefSeq names its product leucine rich repeat neuronal 3 (gene LRRN3). Gene Ontology annotation, molecular function: protein binding. NCBI's taxonomy places the organism in Eukaryota, Metazoa, Chordata, Aves, Apodiformes, Trochilidae. The record is from RefSeq and is a predicted model, not a curated record. The transcript has 2 exons. Bases 465 to 2591 code for a protein of 708 amino acids.
ACACAUCUCUUCAGGCUCUGGCUUUAACACAAGUAUGUGGCUACCUGAACUAAGGGAUCAAAAUCACCGAGAUGCGAGAACUCCUCCAGCUCUGACACUACUCUUAUUAUAGGGUCAUCCUGUCAUUCCUGCAGGCACUAAUCAUUCAUGGGAUUUGAAGUUAAUACUACUAAAUAAAUGAAUUGCUUAAUCUCCUAUGACCAUCUACACAUACUUCAUCUUUACAAAGGUUAUCAAUUUUAUGUCAUCAAGGACAGAGUGACCUUCAUUUCCACAAAAUGCCUCUUACUACUGGACAAGAUCAUUACAAAUUUAUCACUUAUUCUCAGGAAGAAAGUCCUUCACGAUCAUCACUUGACAAAUGCAAGUGUGUGUAUUUUCAACUGACCAGAUCAUACUGAGUUCCAAAACCAUAACUGUGGAAUACUAAGGGGUCUGUUACUUUUCUGAACAUUUGAGCUAAGAUGAAGGACAUGCAACUCAAAAUUAAUUUCCUUCUUGGCCUAGUUAUCACUGCUCUAGUACAAGCUGUAGGAAAAAAAGCAGACUGCCCAGAGUCAUGUAUAUGCGAGAUCAGACCAUGGUUCACUCCCAGAUCUGUGUAUAUGGAGGCUCCAACAGUGGACUGUAAUGAUUUAGGCCUUUUUAAUUUUCCAGCCAGACUUCCUGCUGAUACACAGGUUCUACUUCUACAGACUAAUAAUAUUGCAAAAAUUGAACACUCAGUAGACUUUCCAGUGAAUUUAACUGGUCUAGAUUUAUCUCAGAACAAUUUGUCCUCUGUGACCAGUAUUAAUCUUAUCAAGAUGCCACAGUUGCUUUCAGUGUACCUUGAAGAAAACAAACUUACUGAACUCCCUGAAGAAUGUUUCUCUGGACUCCACAAUUUACAAGAGCUUUAUAUUAAUCACAACCUGCUUUCUGUGAUUGCACCAGGAGCUUUCAUAGGCCUCAAUAAUCUUCUCAGACUUCAUCUCAAUUCAAAUGGUCUGCAAAUGAUCAACAGGGAGUGGUUUGAAGCUACUCCUAACCUUGAAAUUCUGAUGAUUGGUGAAAACCCAAUCAUCAGAAUUGAAGAUAUGAACUUUAAGCCUCUUAUCAAUCUGCGUAGCCUAGUUUUAGCAGGAAUAAAUCUCACUGAAAUACCAGAUAAUGCUUUGGUUGGCCUUGACAAUUUAGAAAGCAUCUCCUUUUAUGACAACAGAUUUGUUAGAGUGCCACACAUUGCCCUCCAAAAGGCUACAAAUCUUAAAUUUCUGGAUCUAAAUAAGAAUCCCAUUAACAGAAUACGGCGAGGAGAUUUUAGCAAUAUGCUACACCUUAAAGAGCUAGGAAUCAAUAACAUGCCUGAGCUGAUUUCUAUAGAUAGCCUUGCUGUUGAUAAUUUGCCAGAUUUAAGAAAAAUAGAAGCUACCAAUAACCCCAGAUUAUCAUACAUUCAUCCAAAUGCAUUCUACAGGCUUCCCAAGCUGGAAUCCCUCAUGCUCAACAGCAACGCGCUGAGUGCCCUGUACCGCAGUACGAUUGAAUCCUUGCCUAACCUCAAAGAAGUCAGCAUCCACAGCAACCCCAUCCGAUGUGACUGUGUCAUCCGCUGGAUUAACAUGAAUAAAACCAACAUUCGCUUCAUGGAGCCAGAGUCUCUGUUUUGUGUAGACCCUCCGGAAUUCCAAGGCCAGAAUGUGAGACAGAUACACUUCCGGGAAAUGAUGGAAAUCUGUCUCCCUCUCAUAGCCCCUGAAAGUUUUCCAUCUACUCUGGAUCUAAAAACUGGCAGCCAUAUUUCUUUACACUGCAGAGCAACAGCAGAACCAGAACCUGAAAUCUACUGGAUAACACCAUCCGGACAUAAACUUUUGCCUAAUACUAUUUCUAAUAAAUACUACAUCCAUUCUGAAGGAACAUUAGACAUAAGUGACGUAACACAAAAAGAAAGUGGCUUAUACACAUGUAUAGCAAGCAACUUAGUUGGGGCAGACCUGAAGUCAGUCAUGAUUAAAGUGGAUGGCUCUUUCCCUCAGGACAGCAAUGGAUCUUUGAAUAUUAAAAUAAAAGACAUAAAAUCUAAUUCCGUUUUGGUGUCAUGGAAAGCAAACUCUAAAAUUCUCAAGUCCAGUGUCAGAUGGACAGCCUUUCUGAAAGCUGAAAACUCCCAGGCUGCACAAAGCGCUCGAAUACCAUCUGAUAUAAGGGUGUAUAACCUUACACAUCUAAAUCCAUCAACUGAAUACAAAAUUUGUGUAGAUAUUCCCACUAUCUAUUCACAGAAUAAGAAACAAUGCAUCAAUGUAACCACAAAAGGACCGGACUUGGCAAUGAAAGGCCAUGAAAAGAGCAACAUAAUAGGAUUCCUUGCCUGCCUUGGUGCUCUUCUGGGAAUCACCUCUGUGAUAUAUCUCUACAACUGCAUCUCACGAGAGAUGAACUAUGACGUUGGACACAGCUAUCUAAAGAAUUACCUGAAGAAACAAUCUUUUUCACUCAAUGAGCUUUAUCCUCCUCUAGUCAGUCUUUGGGACAUGGGCAAAGAAAAAAGCACAUCAGUGGAAGUAAAAGCAACUGUAAUAGGCGUACCAACCAAUGUGUCAUAAGUAUAUCAGUUUAUUUCUGAAAUAAAAAGCACAUGACUGCAUUUGUGCUGAAUAAAAAAGGCAACAUGAAGAACUAUUUCUUUUUGGAACCAGACACCUGAGCUCUGCCGCUGCUGACAAAUGGUAAUAUGUACUGACUCAGUGUAAGAGAAGAAUUUUAACUGUCUUCUAAGGGUAUUCUACCAACCAAAUACAAUUAAUUUCAUUUUCUAGAACUUUCAUGGGACUUUCAAGUCUGGAAUACAGUGCAAGUAGCCAAGAAGAUUUUCUGUAUUUUUUUUUUUUAAUUAUAUAAAAGUAGUGGAACUGAGCAAUACCUCCUCCUGUGCUGUAUUACAAACACUAGCCAUGAGUUUUUGCAGUGAGCAGAUAUACUAGGAUUGACACAUGGUGUAAUGAAAUGGACAGAUUCUGUAGAGUAGACACAGUGAGUAUGUGGAUUUUUUUUAUGAGGAAAAUACAUUUUUGAUU